Molecule: messenger RNA, 421 nt
Organism: Perkinsus marinus ATCC 50983
Lineage: Eukaryota; Perkinsozoa; Perkinsida; Perkinsidae
Exons: 1
Cellular component (GO): plasma membrane
Molecular function (GO): calcium-activated cation channel activity
Source: RefSeq, a predicted model, not a curated record
AUGUCAGCAACUCCUACCGUAGCUAUCCAACUAGGUCAGAGCGCCGUCCUGUUGUCUGGUGCCAUCUUUUUGGGUACCUUUGUUGCCGCGGUCACUAUCUACAGUCCUCUGAGGGGCAGGUUCCUGUCACUUUACCAGCCUCGUCAGUGUAUAGAGAAGUUACGAUGUCCGCUGUCCUCGAGAGUCUAUGGUGCUUUCAUGGGUUGGAUCCCUGGUAUUAUCAAGAUCACUGAUGACGAGCUCCUCGAAAACGCUGGCCUCGACGCGAUAGCGUUUAUCCGACUAUUGCGACUUGGUACCAGAGUGGCCGUUGUAGGCUGUUUGAAUGCUAUCUACUUGAUACCAGUGUAUAAAUACCAGGGUUCCGGACCGGGCAAUCAAGAUGAGCUCGCUAGGUGGAGCGUGGGCCACCUGGCGACCC